Molecule: messenger RNA, 546 nt
Organism: Trichoderma gamsii
Lineage: Eukaryota; Fungi; Ascomycota; Sordariomycetes; Hypocreales; Hypocreaceae
Exons: 1
Coding region: 1-546 (181 amino acids)
Source: RefSeq, a predicted model, not a curated record
AUGGGACGUGCAGCAAGCAGGCUUACAGCAGCAGCGGCAGCGCGAAUCGGGGGGCGAAUCGUGCUUGAUGAUGAUGGUGAUACGUACGAUAAGAAUGAGCAGCAGCAGCUUGGAGCUUCACUGGAGGAGAUGAGGAAUGGAACGAAGCUUCUUCAACGCCAGAGAGCUCUGGUUUUAUCACAAAACGGGGGCAGCCCCUUUAUCAUUAGCUCAAUGGCCGCUGCUGCUGCUGUCGCUCCUUUUUCUGGAUCCCAAUCGUCUGUGUCGAUUCCCCUGAACAAUCAAAUCACGACGCUCCCCACUAGCAUUUCGCAUCGACGAGAGGCGCGAGUUAUCCCGGCCGAAAUUGGAAAAGGAGCCCAAGGUUCGGCCGGGGGGUUACCGUCACCGGAACUCUGUCGUUGGCCAUGGGGAGCUCCAACAGACAGCUCUCUCCUUGCUUCUCCUACACUAACUGCAACUCGAGUAUUUUUGCCUCUGCUUGGCUUCCACGCGGCCAUUGUCCACGAGAGAAACACGUUCCAGGGUCAAAAAAGCCUGUUCUGA